AUGUGUGACAUUAAAAAAACCUUGGACUUGGGAGGAGCAUCUAUCUUAGAAAUGCCUUCAGGAACAGGUAAAACCGUAUCAUUGCUUUCGCUAUGUGUUGCAUAUCAGAUGCAUUAUCCGGAGCAUAGAAAGAUUGUAUACUGCUCGCGUACGAUGUCAGAGAUUGAAAAAGCAUUAAUUGAGUUACAAAAGUUAAUGGAAUUCAGAACACAAGAAUUGGGGUAUGAGGAAGAGUUCAGAGGUUUAGGUUUAACUUCCAGAAAGAACUUAUGUUUACACCCAACUAUUUCAAAAGAACGUAAGGGUGUUGUUGUUGAUGAAAGAUGUAGACGUAUUACUAAUGGUCAAUUGAAAGAGAAGAUGGAAAAGGAAGGAUCUACUGACCAACUGUCUCUAUGUUCCUUUCAUGAAAAAUUGUAUGAUUAUGAACAGCACAACUUGAUACCACCAGGGGUAUACUCCUUUGAUUCAUUAAUCAAAUUUUGUCAGAACGAAGGUACAUGUCCAUAUUUCACAGUCAGAAGAAUGAUCCCCUUCUGUAACAUUGUUAUAUACUCCUAUCAUUAUCUUUUGGACCCCAAGAUCGCUGAUAGAGUUUCCAAAGAAUUACUGAAAGAUAGCAUUAUUAUCUUCGAUGAGGCACACAAUAUAGAUAAUGUCUGCAUUGAAUCCCUUCUGUUGGACUUGACAGACGAUACGUUAAAGAGAGCAACGAGAGGUGCCCAUCAAUUAUCUGAAGCUGUUCUGGAUAUGAAGAAACAAGACUCGGAAAAGCUUCAAAGUGAGUAUAAUAAAUUAGUGGAAGGGUUACGACAAUCUGAAAUCGCCAAUACUGAAGAAGAUUUUUUUAUGAACUCACCUGUACUUUCUAAAGACUUGCUUGAUGAAGCUAUACCGGGUAAUAUAAGAAGAGCAGACCAUUUUGUUGCGUUUUUGAAAAGAUUCAUUGAGUACUUGAAGACGAGAAUGAAGGUUCUUCAUGUCAUUAGUGAAACCCCCAUGAGUUUUUUACAGCAUUUAAAAGAGUUAACAUUCAUCGACAAGAAGCCGUUACAGUUUUGUUCUGAAAGAUUGCUGUUGUUAGUACGGACUUUGGAGCUUGAUAAUAUUGAGGACUUCACGGCUUUGAAGGAUAUAGCAACAUUUGCCACCCUUGUGUCGACAUAUGAGGUUGGUUUCCAAUUAAUUUUAGAACCUUUUGAAACCGAAGGAUCUACAGUGCCUAAUCCCAUUUUACACAUUACCUGCUUAGAUGCCUCUAUAGCGAUCAAGCCAGUUCUUGAGAAGUUCCAUGCCAUAAUAAUCACCUCAGGAACUAUAUCUCCAUUGGACAUGUAUCCCAAAAUGUUAAACUUCUCCACAGUUGUACAAGAGCUGUACUCAAUGACUUUGGCGCGUCGAUCUUUCUUGCCAAUGGUUGUCACCAAGGGAUCUGAUCAAGUAUCUAUUCUGUCUCGUUUUGAAAUCAGAAAUGACCCAAGUGUUGUCAGAAACUACGGGUCCUUAUUAAUAGAAUUUUCAAAGAUAACUCCCGAUGGGUUGGUUGUAUUCUUCCCCUCGUACCUUUACAUGGAAUCAAUUAUUUCCAUGUGGCAAAACAUGGGAGUAUUAGAUGAGGUAUGGAAAUACAAGUUAAUUUUAGUUGAGACCCCUGAUGCUCAAGAAACAGCACUUGCGUUGGAGACUUAUAGAAAGGCAUGUUCAAACGGUAGGGGGGCUGUUCUUCUUUCUGUUGCCAGAGGGAAAGUUAGUGAAGGGAUUGAUUUUGAUCAUCAUUAUGGAAGAACUGUGUUGAUGAUAGGUAUACCCUUCCAAUAUACGGAGUCACGUAUAUUAAAAGCUAGACUUGAGUUUCUAAGAGAUCAGUAUCAAAUUCUUGAGAAGGAUUUCUUACUGUUCGAUGCUAUGAGACACGCAGCACAAUGUUUAGGACGUGUUUUGAGAGGGAAAGAUGACUAUGGUAUUAUGGUUUUGGCAGAUCGUCGUUUCUUGCGGAAAAAGAACCAACUUCCUAAAUGGAUUGCACAGGCAUUAUUAGACUCUGAUACCAACUUAUCUACAGAUAUGGCACUUUCCAAUGCCAAAAAGUUUCUUCGGAGUUUGGCUCAGCCCAGUAAUCCCAAGGAUCAGGAAGGUGUUAGUGUAUGGAGUUUGGAGCAAUUGGAAGAAUUCCAGAAACAAGAAAGGGGUUUGGGAAUGUCUACCGGUGAGAAACAAAGAAUACAAGAGAUUUCUAACAACAAUGAUUACGAUGGAAGGGGUGAUGAUGGAAACUUUAUGGACAUUGAUGAUGACGAUUUGGAUUUGUUAUAG
This is a messenger RNA of Lizanozyma spartinae, 2313 nucleotides long. RefSeq names its product TFIIH/NER complex ATP-dependent 5'-3' DNA helicase subunit (gene RAD3). The transcript has a single exon. The coding region runs from base 1 to 2313 and encodes 770 amino acids. Gene Ontology annotation, biological process: nucleotide-excision repair; transcription by RNA polymerase II; positive regulation of mitotic recombination. Gene Ontology annotation, cellular component: nucleus. Gene Ontology annotation, molecular function: DNA helicase activity; ATP binding; hydrolase activity, acting on acid anhydrides, in phosphorus-containing anhydrides. The record is from RefSeq and is a predicted model, not a curated record. NCBI's taxonomy places the organism in Eukaryota, Fungi, Ascomycota, Pichiomycetes, Serinales, Debaryomycetaceae.